Messenger RNA from Pectinophora gossypiella (pink bollworm), 1824 nucleotides. It is a transcript of the gene Nopp34, whose product is annotated as MKI67 FHA domain-interacting nucleolar phosphoprotein-like. Gene Ontology annotation, cellular component: nucleolus. The transcript has 8 exons. The record is from RefSeq and is a predicted model, not a curated record. Gene Ontology annotation, biological process: maturation of LSU-rRNA from tricistronic rRNA transcript (SSU-rRNA, 5.8S rRNA, LSU-rRNA). Gene Ontology annotation, molecular function: RNA binding. NCBI's taxonomy places the organism in Eukaryota, Metazoa, Arthropoda, Insecta, Lepidoptera, Gelechiidae. The coding region runs from base 379 to 1809 and encodes 476 amino acids.
CUGUCUACGGGUCUGAGUCAUAAUUCUAUACCGAGCCGUAGAAAGAGCCCUCCGCGCUCCCCAUUUGUCCGGCCCAGAAGUUAAUGCCGCGGCACAUAGAUGUGCAAUGACUCAAUAACUCAUGUCCAGAAAGGCCUGUAGGUAGUUUUAAAACCUUUUAUCAUUUCAUCCGACCAUAGGAGAAAACAAGGAGAAAAUCAAAAUAAAACCACGUGACGUGUCACUGUCAGUUAUGUCUGUGUCUGUCACUGUCACUGUUACGUCAAUUCGAUUCGAUCGCCGAUCCGCUCGAUGUUGUGCGCAGCGCACGCAGUGUUCUCUGUUGAUUGAGUACUUACCUACCUUUUAAACUUUAAUUUAAUUAAAAUACUGUUAAAAAUGGAAGAAAAUGUAGCUUUAGAUUCAACUAAACAAAAGAAGUUUGUGAAGUCCAUCAAAGGCAUAAAGAAGCUGAUAAAAAAGAAAGACGCGGAUCCAAAAGCCAAGGAGUCUCAAGGAGAGAAGGUUAAAAAAGGUAGAGUUGGCAAGAAGAAGCGCCCAGAGAGAGGGCUUGUUUAUUUGGCACAUAUACCACAUGGAUUUUAUGAGCAUGAAAUGACACAGUAUUUCAAGCAAUUUGGGGUAGUAACAAAUGCUCGUGUGAUCAAGUCAAAGCGCACCGGUAGAUCAAAGGGCUAUGCUUUUGUGCAAUUUAAAGAGCCUGCAGUCGCUCAGAUUGUUGCCGACACCAUGAACAACUAUCUUAUGGGCAAAAGAUUAAUUAAAGCGUCUUACAUUGAACCAGAGAAGCAAAAGCAACGUGCUUUUAGAAGACACUGGAAUUCGGUCAAUAAUCCAGGAAAUAAUUUACGUAUUAAAAUGAAGAAGAAGUACAAUGAGAACAAAGAUGAGGAAGGAGAAUUGAAGAGAGCAAAGAAACUGCUAACAAACAUCAACAAGACAAAGAAGAAACUAAGAGAAUUGGGAAUCAAUUAUGAUUUCUUCACACCAGUCGAUAUGCCAGAAGUUUUAGCUAAUAAAAAGCGGGUAAAGGAUGAAGAAAGCAAAGAGAAUGUUAUUGUUAAUGAUAAAAAGUCUAAAAAGGAUAAAAAAGCGGAGGCACCUGUAGUUGACAACAAAAAACCUGUAUCUAAGGAGAGUAAGGGUAAAGUAAAUAAAAUUGAAAAUAAAGCUGUUCAGGAAACAGCCAAAAAUAAGGCACAAGUCACAAAGGAGCAUUUGAAGACUAAGAAGAGCAAGAAAUUGAAUCAAAAUGAAUCAGACAAAAACACACAGAAACAAAAGAAGCAGAAUUUAAAGGACAAAGGUGUUACACCUCUAGAAGAUUUCAUAAAAGUAAACGAUGAUUCAGGUGAUGAAAGUGAUAGUUCAUUAGACUUUGAUUCAGAUGAAUAUGAGAAAAUGAUGGAGCAGGAAGAUGAUGAAGAAUCUGAAGCGUCCGGAGAUGAAAGUGAUGAAGAUGGAGCUGAUAGUGAAGAAGAUGAUGAAGAUGAUGAAGAUGAAUCAGAUGAUGCAAGUGAUGAAAGUGAAGUAGAGAUUCAGAAGAAGAAGAAAUUAGUUUCACAACAACAAAUAAAGAAAGGUGGUAAACAAAAGCCACAGCAAAAGGCAGUACAGCAGAAACCAGUACAGCAAAAGAUACUGCAACAAAAGCCUUCUCAGCAGAAGAUGCCACAGUCAAAAGCACCACAACCCCAACAGACGAAAAGGAAAGCACCACAAAAUGCCCAAUCGUCACCUAAGAUGCCCAAGUUCGAAAAACAAAGUAAUCAGAAGCCAAGAAACAAACAAUUUAAGAAGAAAAAAUAAAUUGUUUAAUUCUUA